Porites lobata is the source of this 3125-nucleotide messenger RNA. Lineage: Eukaryota; Metazoa; Cnidaria; Anthozoa; Scleractinia; Poritidae. The record is from the annotation of a GenBank genome assembly.
AAAAGAAUUUUGUGUGAGGUCUUCACUAUGGCACAAGUAUCCUCAAGUACUUGGGCCGCUUUCAUGGAGGUAAACAGGCUGUACGAGAUUGGGAAGCUCAAAGGGCAGAGUUUUUUCUCCUGGCGAUGUCGUCAAAGGGACAUUAGCAAUUAAACAGUGGCAUAUGAAGCCAUUAGUCAGCCUUCCUGAUGAAACAAAACUAUUCCUUUUGAACAAGGUAAAGGCAAUAUUGCAACAGUCUGGCAUGAAAUUUUGUUUUUCACUCCAUUUUGUAUUUUAUUAUAUUUUAAGUUAAAUUCCACUUCUUUUCAGUGGCUAAUAACCCCAAGAAUUUAAACUAAUUUGUGUGUACUUUCUCUCUUUGGCAUCCCUUGAAAAUGUGUUUAUGUAGCUUCUGUUCCAAUUGUCGCUCUACAAACCCCUGUCUUUAUUAUCUGGUUCUUUUUAGAUCUCUUCUGGUGAAUUGUUAUUAAAAGAUUUAAAACAGAAGCAGACAAGAUAAAGACACUGAACACUGUACAGUUUACAGUUAUGUCAUUCUUUAAAGUAGACGAUUGGGAUGAGAUAGUCAAGAGAUUUGGUCCAAUGGUCAACAACGAGAAGCUGUUGAGAUUUACAGUAAGCCAACAUGUUUUUCGUUGACUAAUAUAGAAAUUACCUAGUAUGUAACUAUGUAAACAGUCAUCUGCAUUAAUUAUUACAUUACACAGUAUUCACAUAGUUUUCUUCUUAAGACCUGAUCCAUUUUUGUAGAGAUUUACUGUGGAAAUCUAAAAGCUAUGAACACUUUGAUUUGAUUUUUUACAUUUCCCAUUGUACAGCAACCAAUCAGAAGUAACGCAAAACCUCAAACUACUUAUAUUACCAUUACUGUUUGUGGUUUAAUUUAUUAUUCUUGUGCUUGAAAUUUAACCACAUUGACCUCUUAGUGUUCACAAUUUUUGGAUUUUCAUAGUAAUACUUCUAGUGUUAAAAAAAAAAAAAUUUGAGAACAGUUUUCAUUAUAUGCAAGUACAAAAUACAACUAUAUAUCCUGCAGGUUGGGGAGGAGAAAUUAAGGUAAAUAGUAAGUUCAAGUGAUACAGUGAGAGUAGCUGACAAUUCUAUCAUGUAUAUGAAGAAGAGGUAACUAUUAUCUACUGCAAAGGAAUCUACUGAAGGAGCAGACUGUUCUUAAGGCAUUGCAUUACCACCAAUUCUUGCUGGGUAAUCAGUAGGAAAUCUUUUAAAGAUUUACUUCCAAUAUUUUUUGUAGCUUAUUGUUCCUAUUCCUUCAAUUUAGGAAAUUUUGAGGCCUCAUAUGAUUUCCAAGUGUUCCUGAAGAGGUUGAAAGAGUGGGAAUCUGCUAGGCAUGAGGCAGCAGAAGAUACUCCAGUUGCUACCCUGGGGGUUGAAGAAUUUACUGUCAGUAAUGAGGGUCUGCACAACAAGGGCAGUGCUGUUUUCCUUGUAACCUUCAAGAGGUGACCCAAAGCAUGGAAAUCUUCAAAUUGAACUUUGAGGGCAUCUCCCUUGCCCUAGGAGUUGUUGGAUUUGAUGAUAAGGUACAUGACAUGCCUUCCUGUGUGUUUGUAAUAAGCAUUAAUUCCUACACAUCUUCAUCUUAUUUUGAUGGAUGUUAACUGGCUUGUAAAAUGACAGUGUGACAAAUUCUUCCUUUUUUUUCACAAACUACUACUGUGACCAUAAGGAACUUUAAAAGGAGAAUCUUCAGCUGAACAGAAGUUAGAUGAAGCUUUUUCUCAUUCCACUUUGUCAUUAAAUGUAUUAAACACCACUUUCAGUUCUGAAGAAUUGUGAUAACCAACCACCAAAAUUCAUUACUUGCUCCCCUCAAAAAAAGUUGUUCUGUGUAGAACCCAAGUGCUGUUAAUACUCCCGUUACUUACAGAUAUUUACAUGUAUGUUAAAUGUGUUUCCUAUUGUACAUUGUCUGUUGAAAGUCACCCACAAAGUCCAAUUAAUCAAAGGUUUCUGUUGAUAAUAAUAAUUAUUGUCUUAUUGCUGUUUUCAAUAUAUUUUAGGGACAGCUGGAAGUGGAAGAAAAAUGUAGUGAAAUAGUUAAGCUGCUUUCCAGACUAAACUUCACAGUCCUGAGCUCAUUUAACUGUGUCAUUAUGUGUCCUGUGCACUGGGCGCAUAUUGUGUCCGAAACAUUUACCAAGGAAGGUGCAAGCCAGACCCAACAGGGUUUUAUCUAUCAUAAACAACAACUGAAAAGUAGGCAAGGUGAGAGAAUAGGCCAUUAUUAAUAUACAUGGAAUCAAUUGCUGACAAUACCCUAAUUCUCUGUUUUCCACCGCGCACAGGUGGCUCAGUUGGUUGAGUACCGGGCUGUCGUGCGGGAGGUUGCAGGUUCGAACCCUGGCCGGACCAUUACUCGGGGUCUUAAAAUAACUCAGUGCUGCCUUUGUAAUGACAUCUGCAAAUGGCUAGACUCUCUAGUCUUCUCGGAUAAGGACGAUAAACCGUUCGCCCCGUCUCACAACCUUUCAAUGUUCAUAACCCUGUGGGACGUAAAAGAACCCACACACCAUUUGCAAAGAGUAGGGCAUGAAGUUCGCGGUGUUGUGGUCAGGCCUUAUUUCAUUCAUUCAUAUGCAUUGGGUUGGGUGAGAUCGCUAAUGGACUGAUAGCGGCUUCCAGAGGCACCUGUGUAUGCUGAGGUCCGGUCUCACCCAUGGAUCUAUAACUUGUAAAGCGCAUUUGAAUAUGCAUAUAGAAAAUGCGCUGUACAAAUUCAAUACCAUAUUUUUCAAGACCAAUGUUUUCUAUUUCUCACAUCACAGCAAAAAUUGAAUUAAUUUUUAUGUCUAACCUGGCAUAUGUAUUACUUGUUCACAUUGUAAUAAAUCUGUUGUUAAUGCUUUGCCUAUUUCUAACCUUUAGGUAGCAAAAUGCAAGAGGUGGUAUCCUCAUUUAUUGUUGGCCACUGGGCUUCAUCUAGGAUAGUGGGAAAGAGCCAUGUCAAUUAUGCCACUCCUCCUCCAAACAUUGUUGAGGUGACUUCUGCAAGAAUAGGGGAGGAAUACCCUGUUUCCUUUUUUAAGGACAUAAUCAGUUGGUUUUCAAAGGAUGGAGACUUAAUCCUAGAAGUAGGAUAUGGGGAUGAAGUUGGUAUGUAA